This is a messenger RNA of Dermacentor andersoni, 2211 nucleotides long. NCBI's taxonomy places the organism in Eukaryota, Metazoa, Arthropoda, Arachnida, Ixodida, Ixodidae. The record is from RefSeq and is a predicted model, not a curated record.
AUGUUGGACUUGUUACGCGCAUUGUCGUCCUCGCGAAGCCUCGCGAAGAUUACGCUGGAGUGGACCAUGUAUUUGGGCGACGAGCAUGCGCAAGCGCUUGCCGACGCAGUUCUCACCAACCGUCGGCUUUACGAACUCUCGCUCAGGGUUGUUGGCGAGGCUUUCUGUGCAUCGAUCCUCGGUCAUCUCAAUCCGGGCCUGGCGCAAAACUACAGCAUCCUUCACCUGGAGCUUCCCACCAGCCCACAGUGUAGCGCUGAGAUAGCCGCUGCGCAGGACAUCGUCCGACGCAACUGCAGCCUCGUCGACCGAGCGACCAGGUUCGUGAUGGGAGACCACGAACCGUACUGUGCGCGGGUCGUCGAGCUUGUCUCGUGGCACCCGAAGCUCGUCGACAAUGUUCGUCGUAGGGCAAACGUGACCGAAAACGAAGCCGCGGCCAUCAUCAGAAGCGCUCUGCGGCUUCCGUGCCUCACCGACAUGCACGAGUUCAUGAAGCUCAUCGGUGUCGUCGAGGAACGCGUUCAGUGCCGCAUUCGGCGGGACGGCAACACGCAGCUCGACCAACUGAACCACGACUGCUGGCUGCGCAUCCGUCGGUACCUGAAGGUGGCUGACGUUGCGGAUCUCUGAGGCUCGCUUACCAAGUCAUUCUUCUGUGUGCACCGCGCCGGUGGAACACCGUUGUGAAUCAUCUUCCAAAAAAUAUCCUCCAUUUGAACGGUUGCACCCCCAACCCUUGAACCUUCACCGUGCGCCGCAGGUCUUUGCAGUCGUAAACUUUAUACUGAAACAUAGAUUUUCCGGAAAACAGCGAGUACCCUAUUGACUCGUACGUGUGCUCUUGUAGCUUGUCCGUGGAGCAGCCGGCAUUCAGUUUUACUUGUGCGUCGUCAGCUGCGAUCAACUCGAGGUGCACGCACACGUGAUGGCAGCCGUAUUAACAACGAACAAUGAGCCAGAAGGUACUGAUACACCAGCCGUUUCGUGAGCAUGCGCGUCAUCUUGCAGAACAUUGUAGCCGCUAACUCAAAAUUCGAUGCAGGUACUGAACCCGUGGUGUGGUGAAAUUUCGCCUUCGGAAUUUCUGCGUGCUCUCUCGAACGUCAUGGGUCAAUGUACGAAUGGGCACCACAAGAGUGGUAUGAUGCUGUCUGCGUGAAACGUUUUUGUACUGCAUACCACAAAAGUAUAUUACAUGCGCAUGCCACAAACUGUUAAUGCGAGAGCGGCCAUAAUCUCGAGGAUCAUUUUCUUCAUUACAUCCUGCAUAACUUCCAGAACCUUCAUCAGCACUUUCAUUCUAUUCUCCUAUAUUCUCGACAUGCAGGAGUCAUGUCGAGGCUUGACACGCCGCAUCUACUCUGGUGGUUUCCAUUACCAAAGAAUAUUCUUUUUUCUUCCGUUUAUUUUCAUCCAACAACGAAAGACCGUUUUUUUUUCCUUUGCUAUGGUCUGAUCACUAUUUCUUUUAUAUCUCGUCAAUGCAAGCCAACAACACAAUGAGUAUUUCAACAACUUCGCUUUUAACAGCUGUGUUAUCCGCUACAACCUUGCAAGACUUUAGAAUCGGACGUGACAUUUGUCCUAACGCAAUUGAUCAUUUUAGUUGUCUGAAUAAAGAAUUUUUAGAACUAUCGCGCGUUGCUUACACUCGAAGCACAUGAACGUGGCCUCAUGGUUCGGUGUUGAUGGCAGCUUGCGUCACACCGUUCCAAGCGAUUGCUUGAAGCAAAGCCAGUAACGACCACAACAAUUUUACCAGAAAUCUUUAUCAAAUGCACAAGCUCUUAGUACCCACAUGUAAGGAUCGACGUGAGCUUACAGAGGACCCAAGCUGGCGCGAAUGAGGUUUAUUUAAGAGCAGCACAUUCAGCUGCAGAUAUGCAAUGGCCAUAGCAUGGUGUUCACUUAGGUAGCCGUCUGGAUAGACAGCUAUAUAGGCGGAAAGAAAACUAGUCUCUCAAUGCCAGGAAUGCUAUUCGCGUUAAACGUAUAAGGACUUCAGUCCUAAAUCCGUCCGUAGAUGUUCUAUGCAAUUUAAAUGUUUUUCUUCCUUCUGUUGGCAUCAAACAAACGCUACAGUGGGACUCGUUGAACGUGCAUGAAUCAGCUCGACGAACAUGAUCGAAUACAGAUUGCUCAUGCAGACGCUUCGCAUUGUUUCUUAAUUUGCGUUCUUUAGUAUCUACUUAGCACGUACCAUUAUGA